This is a messenger RNA of Anisakis simplex (herring worm), 330 nucleotides long. Lineage: Eukaryota; Metazoa; Nematoda; Chromadorea; Rhabditida; Anisakidae. The record is from the annotation of a GenBank genome assembly.
AUGACGCAAGUUCGAGCCGUCUACGAGUUUGAAGCACAACCAAACUCUGGUGAGCUGUCGAUAUCGGUUGACGAAAUACUGACAGUUAUUAGAGAGGGUAUCGAAGGUGGUUGGUUGGAAGGCCGGAACGCGAAAGGUCAGCAUGGUUUGUUUCCCGAAUCGUACGUGAUUAAAGUCGAGCCACCUUUACCACCUUUACCAGCUAUUCCAGCGCCGCCGGUGGAAGGACUGGAACAGUUCCUUGAAAGAUUCCUGGGAACAGAUGGCAACGGAGAAUGCAUACUGCGCAUAUUGCUGGCAACUCUAGAAGAACUUAUUUGCUCGAAAUAA